AUGAAAGAGAAAGAAUUAAAUCAAUUAAAAGAAGACGGUAGAAAACUUGCUGAACAAAUAAAAACUCAAGAUAACGAACUAAAAAGAAUGGAAACAAUGAAGAAAACUUUAGAUGAUCAACAAAAAAACUUAGAACACGAAUUAAAAACAAUUAAUACUAAUUUAGAAAAAGCGAAGAAAGAUAGAAAUGAUUGUUUAAAACAAUUGAAAGAUCAUAAACAAACACUAAAAAAAUAUCAAUCGGAACUUGAAACUGUUAAAGACAAAGAAAAGAAAGCAGCUGAAGCAUUAAAAAAACAAGAAGAACAAGUUACUGCUGCACAAAGAAAACUUCAAAGUUGUACUCAAAAAGAAGUCAAUGCAAAUAAAGAUCUUCAAGCAGCUGAAAUUGUCGUCAAAGAAAAUAAAUUAGCCGUAGAACAUCAACAAAAUUUAUUAAGAAAAGCUGAAAUGGAAUUAGCAGCAUAUGAAGCAUAUCUGGCAGCAAAUCCCAAAGCAUCAAGAGCUGAAUUAUCUACUAAACAAAAAGCUGUUACAAUAUGUAAAACAAAUUUAAGCAAUGCUCAAAAAAACUUAACAGAUAGUGAAAAAUUUCGAGAUCAAAAACGUCAAGAUCAUAAAACAGCACAAGACAAUAAGAAAAAAGCCGAAGAUAAAUUAAACGAAGAAAAAGGAACACUUAAAACAAAACAAGAUGAAUUAAAAACUCAAAAAGAUGAAGUAGAAAAAGUAACAAAAAAAGUAAAUGAUCAAGAAAAAUUAGUAACAAAUACUGAAACACGACAUAAACAAUUAUCUGAUCAAGUAACCAAAAUUCAAAGUGAAAAAGAAACAAAAACUAAAGAAAUUGAUAAGAAAAAAGGUGAAAUAGUUAAUCAACAAAAAAAAAUUAAUACUAUUAAAACUACAUUAAAAGAAUUACAAAACAAACAAACAACUAAUACUAGUAAACAAACAACAACAUCUAAUCAAUUAACAAAUUUAAAAGAAGAACAUAAUAAAAAAAUAACUGAACAUAAAAAGCAAUUUGAUGAUAUCGAAAAAGAUAAGAAAGAUCGAGAAACAAUUAAAAACCAAAUUCAAGAUAAACAAAAUGAACUUAAUAAAAAAGAACAAGAACUUACAAAAAAAUUAAGUGAAGAAAAUAAUAUUAAUGGUAAAAUAGAAAAUAAUCGACAAAAUUUAACAAUGAUUAGUAAAUCUAUUGGUGAAUUAAAAUCUGAUUUACGUGAACAAAAAAAUAAUCAAGAUAAUAUUAAUAAACAAAAAUCUAAAAAAGAACAUGAAUUACAAACAACAAAAAGUACAAUAGACAGAUAUGAAAAUGAAAUUGAACGAAAUGAAAAUGAUCGGCGACGAUAUGAUCGUGAUUUAAAUAUUAAACAACAUGAUUUAAAUGAAAAACAACGUGAUCAUCAACAAUUAAAAUAUAAUUUAGAUCAACAUCAAUAUGAAAUAUCAUCAAAAAAAUCCGAAAUUAUUUAUUAUGAACAAAAUAAAACAAAUUUAGAUGUUGAUUUAACAAAAAAUAGAAAUCAAAUUAAAGAAUUCGAUGGAAAAAUAAAAGAUGUUUCAAAAAAAAUUGAUAAAGAAGAAAAAUCAAAACAAAAUGCUGAACAACAAUUAAAAGAUGCUGAACGUGAUACAAGAUCUACAAAAAGAGAAUUAGAAAAAUUAGAAAAAAAUUUCAAUGAUGUUGAAAAACGUCAUAAUGAAAGUAAUAAUCGACAUAGUCAAGCGAUUAAUGAUUUAACAACGGCUCGUAAUGAUAAAAGUUCGACUAGCAAUAAAUUAACUGAAAAUCAACGAUUUGUCGGUAUACGAGAAUCAAAAGUUCAACAUAUUGCUCAUUCUGUAGCAUUAAAAAGAACUGAAAUGUCGGAAUAUAAAGACAGACAAGGACUAAAUAAUCAAAUUGAUGUCGAAGAAGAAAAUCAAACAGUAGAAAACACCCAAGAAAACAAAAGUUUCCUACCGAGAUUCCAACAACAAUAUCAAGAAAAUCGCCAUUAA
Molecule: messenger RNA, 2013 nt
Organism: Rotaria sordida
Lineage: Eukaryota; Metazoa; Rotifera; Eurotatoria; Philodinida; Philodinidae
Source: the annotation of a GenBank genome assembly